GGUCGGGGGUGCGAUGGUGCUAGGCGACUCCUGAGGCCAAUGCGCAGGGGUCGUUGUAGGCGAAGGGACUGUGGAGGCCCGGCAAGCGGCUUCCCAGAUCCUGGAGAGACCCAGCUUAGCUUCUGGAGGGAGGGUUCCGGUAGCCCGGGAAAGCCUUGAGAGCUGCCGCCCGACCUGCCAGCUGACCCAGAGGAGAGCGCCAGAGCAGGAAUUGUGAUGAUAGGACUAGGGAUUUAGUCUAGAAGGGACCAUCUCAUCUAGAAGACCUCCUGUUUACAAAUGAGGGAACCGAGGCGGAAGAAAGUGGAUGAGUUGGCAGGAGCAAACAGCAAGUUUAUACUCUUGAGCUACAAAUCUCCUGGAGGCCCUGGCCUGCUGAGAUAUGAAGAAUUCGCCAGUGUUUCUCUACAGAGUUAGUACUAAAAGGACCUCAAGUGGAAAAACCUCCUACUACUCCCUAAAAGUGAAGCGGAGCUGCCCUUCAUAUGGCCCAGAGCUUGAGGGUGAAGAAGAGAAGAAGGGGAGAGGGAACCCUAUUUCAGUUCAGCUGUUCCCCCCAGAGCUGGUGGAACAUAUCAUCUCAUUCCUCCCAGUCAGAGAUGUAGUCGCCCUAGGCCAGACCUGCCACUACUUCCACGAAGUGUGCGAUGCCGAGAGCAUGUGGAGACGCAUCUGUCGCAGGCUCAGUCCUCGCCUACGAGAACAGGGUUCUGGGGUCCGGUCCUGGAAGAGAGCUGCCAUUCUUAACUACACGAAAGGCCUGUAUUUCCAGGCAUUCGGGGGCCGCCGCCGCUGUCUCGGCAAAAGUGUAGCCCCCCUGCUAGCCCAUGGCUACCGCCGCUUCUUGCCCACCAAGGACCAUGUCUUCAUUCUCGACUAUUCUGGGACCCUCUUCUUCCUCAAAAAUGCCCUGGUCUCCUCCACCCUUGGCCAGAUCCAGUGGAAGCGAGCCUGCCGCUAUGUUAUAUUGUGUCGUGGAGCCAAGGAUUUUGCCUCAGAUCCAAGAUGUGACACGGUUUACCGUAAAUACCUCUAUGUAUUGGCCACUCGGGAGCAGCUGGGAGUGGUAGACACAACCAGCAGCCGGGCCUGUGACUGUGUUGAGGUCUACCUGCAGUCCAGUGGGCAGCGAGUCUUCAAGAUGACCUUCCACCACUCCAUGAGCUUCAAACAGAUUGUGCUGGUUGGUCAGGAGACCCAGCGGGCUCUACUGCUCCUCACAGAGGAAGGAAAGAUCUACUUUUUGGUAGUGAAUGAAACCCAGCUGGAUCAACCACGCUCCUACACAGUUCAGCUGACUCUGAGGAAGAUGUCCUGUUGCCUGCCUCACCUGCGUGUGGCCUGCAUGGCUUCCAACCAGAGCAGUACUCUCUAUCUCACAGACCAGGGGGGAGUGUAUUUUGAAGUGCAUACCCCAGGGGUGUAUCGUGAUCUCUUUGGGACCCUUCAAGCAUUUGACCCCUUGGACCAGCAGAUGCCACUUGCUCUCUCACUGCCUGCCAAGGUCCUAUUCUGUGCUCUUGGCUACAAUCACUUUGGCCUCGUGGAUGAAUUUGGCCGAAUCUUUAUGCAAGGAAAUAACAGAUAUGGGCAGCUGGGAACAGGGGACAAAAUGGACCGAGGGGAACCCACACAGGUACACUAUCUGCAACGCCCCAUUGCCCUGUGGUGUGGCCUCAACCACUCCCUGGUGCUGAGCCAGGGCUCGGACUUCAGGAAGGAGCUGCUGGGCUGUGGCUGUGGGGCUGGAGGCCGCCUCCCCGGCUGGCCUAAGGGGAGUGCCUCCUUCGUCAAGCUCCACGUCAAGGUCCCUUUGUGUGCCUGCUCCCUCUGCUCUACCAGAGAGUGUCUCUACAUGCUGUCCAGCCAUGACAUUGAGCACCAUCCUGACUAUCGAGACCUACCAGCCAGCAAGGUGGUGGGGACCCCCGAGCCCAAUCCAGGGUCUGGAGAACCCCAGGACCCUGGGGGGGCAACCUGGGCCUGUGAGGAGUACCUCAGCCAGAUCCACAGUUGCCCCACAUUGCAGGACCGCAUGGAAAAGAUGAAGGAGAUUGUGGGCUGGAUGCCCUUGAUGGCUGCACAGAAGGAUUUCUUCUGGGAGGCCCUAGACAUGCUGCAGAGGGCUGCUGGAGGGGUUGACAAAGCCCCCCCCAGCCCCUGAAAGC
Hipposideros armiger (great roundleaf bat) is the source of this 2168-nucleotide messenger RNA. RefSeq names its product F-box protein 24 (gene FBXO24). The record is from RefSeq and is a predicted model, not a curated record. The transcript is spliced from 11 exons. Gene Ontology annotation, molecular function: protein binding. Lineage: Eukaryota; Metazoa; Chordata; Mammalia; Chiroptera; Hipposideridae. The coding region runs from base 383 to 2164 and encodes 593 amino acids.